This is a messenger RNA of Rhodotorula toruloides NP11, 741 nucleotides long. Its product is annotated as protein of FAR-17a/AIG1-like protein family. The transcript has 4 exons. NCBI's taxonomy places the organism in Eukaryota, Fungi, Basidiomycota, Microbotryomycetes, Sporidiobolales, Sporidiobolaceae. Gene Ontology annotation, cellular component: membrane; endomembrane system. Bases 1 to 741 code for a protein of 246 amino acids. The record is from RefSeq and is a predicted model, not a curated record.
AUGGCCUUUCCACACACGAUCCCCCGCUCCCCCUUCGCCUUCGUCCUCCACCUGGUCGCGUUCGCCUCCAUCUCCUGGUCCUUCAAUGAGCUGUGGAAGCCGUCGCCGAUGAGUGACUUCAUGGACUCCAGCUACGGAGGGCACUGGCAGUACUUGACCAUCCUCUCCCUCGCAAUCGCCUGGCUCACGUUCCUCUUCUCGCUCCUCUACGACAUCCUCCCUCUCUCGGUCUUCGCAAGGCUCAAGACGUCGGUCGCCGUCCUCGCCGUCCCGGUCGAGGGUCUCGUCGGCCUGCUGUACUGGACAUUGACGGUCGUCAACCCGGCAUUGCUCAACCCUUCGCUGGGCGAGGGGAAGGAGCCAUUCCGCAUCCCCUUCUGGCUUGACGUCAGCCUGCACGGACUCCCAGCGGUCUUCCUCUGGCUCGACUUCCUCCUCUUCUCUCCGCCGUUCCCCACCCGCGCUCGUCCUGCCCUCCUCUCGUCCCUCGCAGCAGCAGCCUACGUCUUCUGGCUCGAGCACGCCGCGGCCAAGAACGGGCGCUACGCGUACCCUAUGCUCGACGAGUGGACGCCGGUCCAGCGCUCCGUCUUCUACGUCAUGCAGAUCCCAGUCCUCAUUGCGCUGUACAAGCUGGCAAACGGAAUUCACCGGCUUGUGAGGGGCGAACCGGACGUCCGCAACGAGGCCAAGCACGUCGAGCGUGCGGAGCGAAAGGUCGGCGCGAAGAAAGGUCAGUAG